AUCGAUUAUGGCCCUAUUCUGAUCAAUUUUCACAUUCCGAGUUUUGCAUUCAUUUUUAACCUAAGAAGAAGAGACAUCCCAAAAAUUAAAUAGAAAAAUAUACAGCCAAUCUUCUCAACAGACCAGAUAAUCUAUAAAGUAACGCCAUUUUACGCCACCAAAGUUUUACUUCGAGUUUUGGGCUUCCGUGAAAUUGAGACUGAAAUGUGCGUACAAUGUAGCGUGACUACUGCGAUCAUGUCAAUCUUGCGUGCUUGCGUGAUCGCGUGACUAAUCUUGCAAAGCUCAACUUGUCGUACCAGACGCAAGGAGUCACGACGCAAGCGUUUCACCUCUCGGUGCAAUUUGGGUUUUUUUUUUUUUGACCCUCGUGUAACAAUGGGGGAAGGUCUCAAGCGAGCACUGGUAGCCUUUCAAAAGUACAGGUUGGUAAAGAGGAUAAUCGCGGCGAUUGCCGGCGCUGUGGCAGGGAUUGCUGGCUGCAUCACAUUUGCCAAAGUCUAUCACAACUACAAUGCUGCUGUGUGGGCAGGCUUGUCGGCAGCGUUUGCUAUAGUGUUCCUGCGUUUGAAUUUCUCCGUUCGUCGCGAUUAUGAAAGAGUCAUUACAAGGGAAACGUUCAAAGCCUAUUUGUUGAUUGGUGUUCUGGGUACAGUUGCGGGAUUCGUUGCACUGAUCACUUAUAUUGUCCUGGGUGCAACACAUCACGAAAAAGGCUUACCAGCCGAAGGCUAUUUUGUAGUGUGUUUCUGGUCCGCGAAGACCGUGAUGUGGGGAGUGUGUACCAUGGGGUCUGCAAGGAGUUUCACCAAGAAAUACUUUGAAUCUUCUCCUGGUCUCGUGCAAAAUAAUUCAAUAUAUUGACUUCAAGACAAAUUAAGAACUGUGUUGUCUCUGUUAGUAUCUUGUAGUUGUGCAUUGUAUUUGUCCUUUGUCCAAGGGUAUCUAGUCAGGAUUACAUCACCUUGUAGACUCCUAGUUCAGUGUAAAUAAUCCAAUGUAGUGACCUCAAGAUAAAGAACUGUGAUGACUCUGUUACGUGGUA
Molecule: messenger RNA, 1045 nt
Organism: Orbicella faveolata
Lineage: Eukaryota; Metazoa; Cnidaria; Anthozoa; Scleractinia; Merulinidae
Product: heme transporter HRG1-like
Source: RefSeq, a predicted model, not a curated record